Messenger RNA from Olea europaea var. sylvestris, 704 nucleotides. RefSeq names its product gibberellin-regulated protein 4-like. Bases 115 to 420 code for a protein of 101 amino acids. The transcript has 4 exons. NCBI's taxonomy places the organism in Eukaryota, Viridiplantae, Streptophyta, Magnoliopsida, Lamiales, Oleaceae. The record is from RefSeq and is a predicted model, not a curated record.
CAAACACCAUACAUCCUCACUGCAAAGCCCCUCUUCUCGCUUAUAAGCUGCUUUUUUUUUAAUCCCAUUUUACUCAUAGAGAAGAGGGGCGUUUAGUCUUUGCUGAGCAAAACCAUGGCCAAGUUCUUUGCUUUAGUUUUUCUUGCACUUCUAGCCAUUUCCAUGCUGCAGAUCACGGUGAUGGCAGGUGUGCACCCUAAUAAGAGUGGGUCUGGUUCUGGCAACCUCAAAAGCUUCCAAUGCCCUUCACAAUGCUCAAGGAGGUGCAGCCAGACACAGUACCACAAACCAUGCAUGUUCUUCUGCCAGAAGUGCUGCAGAAAGUGUCUCUGUGUGCCACCAGGUUAUUAUGGUAAUAAAAGUGUUUGCCCUUGCUACAACAACUGGAAGACCAAGGAAGGAGGACCAAAAUGCCCUUGAAAAACAACCUGUUGACGAAAGUGCCCUUGAGAAGGCCUCUAUUACUUUUUAUCAGUAAUCUUAUAUAUCAAGUUCUAGUAGUAACGAUGAAAUCUUUCUAUCAUUGUCAUUGCUAUUGGGUUUUUCUUGUUUAAAGGUCUAAUUUUAUGUUAUAUGACCACUGUAACCUAUCUAUGCCACUCCAUUUGGGAAUUAUCUCAAGGAUGACAACAAAUGGACACUAUUAUUAAUUUGAGAAUGAAAUUAUAUCCUUUAAUUAUAAAUUAUUUCAGAAUUAUGAGAUU